This is a messenger RNA of Terrapene triunguis (Three-toed box turtle), 3316 nucleotides long. RefSeq names its product engulfment and cell motility protein 3. The transcript is spliced from 21 exons. Lineage: Eukaryota; Metazoa; Chordata; Testudines; Emydidae. The record is from RefSeq and is a predicted model, not a curated record. The coding region runs from base 77 to 2236 and encodes 719 amino acids. Gene Ontology annotation, biological process: cell motility; actin filament organization.
GCUCCGCGGGGUGCCCGGGCCGGAGUUGCUGUGUGGGGCGGGGAAGGUUCCGAGCAGGAGCCGGAGAACCGGGACCAUGCCGCCCCCCAAAGACGUGGUGAAAAUCGCCAUUCAGAUGAUGGGAGCCAUCCCACAGCUCAUUGAACUCAACCAGACCAAGCCCCUGGCUGCGGUUGUGAAGGAGGUUUGUGACGUGUGGAACCUGGGCAACGCCGAGCACUACGCCCUGCAGUACGUGGACGGGCAGCAGACGUACAUCACCGAGUCGAACCGCGCGGAGAUUAAGAAUGGGAGCAUUCUGCGGCUGACCACUUCUCCGGAUCAGGAGGCAGAGCGGCUGCACAAUGGGAUCCGGAGUCACAACCUGGACGUGAAGGCAGACUCCCUGAAGAAGCUGGCGAACCUCUCCCGAGACAUCACCUUUGCCCAGGAGUUCAUCAAUAGGAACGGCCUGAAACAGCUCUUCCUUAUUGUGGAAGAGGGGAACGAUACAGGGGAGAUUCUAGCUCACACCCUGAAGGCAUUCAUGGAGCUGAUGGAGCACGAUUUUGUCUCCUGGGAGACGCUGAGUCCGGCCUUCAUCAAAAAAAUAGUGAGGUACGUCAACACGGGUGGGAUGGACACCUCCAUCCAGCAGCUCUCCCUGUCCAUCCUGGAGAACAUGGUCCCGAGCAGCCGCCACCUCUUUGAGCUGGUCAAACGUGAAGUGACCCUGGAUCGCCUCCUCACCCACCUGCAGGUGACCAACCAGCAGCUGCAGCUCAAAGCCAUGGCGCUGCUCAUCGCCCUGCUGCUGAAUGCCAGUGACGCGGAGAGGAGGGACAUGAUGGGCUAUCUGGGCGAGAGGAACAUCCGGCAGUUCAUUCACAAGAACAUUAUCCACGCCUCGGAGCCGAUGGGGGAUGAGAUGGCCCAUUACCUCUACGUGCUGCAGUCCAUCACCCUCAACCUGCUGGAGCGGAGGAUGCGGACCCCCAUGGACCCCUACUCGCAGGAGCAACGGGAGCUUCUCCAGUUCCUGCGUCACAGCGCCUUCGAGUCGGAGAGCGAGGCUUCUGCUGGCACCGUCAGCGCGGAGCGCCGGCGCUCGGUGUGUGUCACAGAGUUCCGCAAGCUGGGCUUCCAGAACCACAGUAACCCUGCCCAGGACCUGCACCGCGCGCCCCCAGGACUGCUGGCCCUGGACAACAUGGUCUACUUCUCCAGACACUGCCCGAGCGCCUAUAGCAGAUUUGUCCUUGAGAACAGCAGCCGUGACGAUAAACACGAGUGCCCGUUUGCCCGGAGCAGCAUCCAGCUCACCCUGGCCCUCUGCGAGAUCCUGCACGUCGGGGAACCAUGCUCGGAGACGGCCCAGGCCUUCUACCUCAUGUUCUUCGGUCAGGACCACUUCUUCCAGGAGCUCUUCUGUAUCUGCAUCCAGCUGCAGAACAAGACCUGGAAGGAGAUGCGUGCCACGCAGGAGGACUUCGACAAGGUGCUGCAGGUGGUCCGGGAGCAGAUCACCCGGACCCUGUCCCUCAAACCCACCUCCCUGGAGCUGUUCAAGACCCGAGUGAACGCGCUUAACUACAGCGAGAUCCUGAGACUGCGGCAGACGGAGAGGAUGCACCAGGAGGAGACGCUGGCCGUGCCUGUGCUGGAACUGCGAGAGAGGCUGAAGCCCGAGCUCCUGGAGCUGAUCCGCCAGCAGCGGCUCCUGCGGCUCUGCGAGGGGACCCUCUUCCGCAAGAUCAGCAGCCGCCGCAGACAGGAUAAGCUGUGGUACUGCCGCCUGUCCCCCAACCACAAGGUGCUGCACUACGGAGAUGUGGAGCAGGGGGUGCAGAGCCCCGCCAUUGAGAGCCUGCCGGAGAAGAUUCCCGUGGCCGACAUCAAGGAGCUGCUGGUUGGCAGGGAAUGCCCGCACAUGAAGGAGAAGGGCUCCGGGAAGCACAACAAGGAUGUCCUGGACCUGGCCUUCUCCAUUAGCUAUGACGUGGAGGAGUACUACCUGAACUUCAUCGCCCCCACUCGCUACGAGUUCUGCCUGUGGACGGACGGCCUGAACGUGUUGCUGGGCCGGGAGCUGACGAGCGAGCGAACCCAGAGCGAGCUCGACAUCCUGCUCUCCAUGGAGCUCAAGCUGCGCCUCCUGGACCUGGAGAACAUUUCCAUCCCCGACGCCCCUCCUCCCGUCCCCAAGCCCCCCAGCAACUUAAACUUCUGCUACGACUUCAGCCCCAAUGAACAGUGAGGGCCUCCACCCCCGCCAUGGUGCUCUCGCUCCCCGCAGCCAGCCCCAGCUCCCGGCCCUGCUAGCGGGAAGUCUGGGCCAGAGGCUGGGCUGGAAGGGGGGAGGAAGGGAAAACCUGGCUCCCCGCUGUGGCCCCUCCUGCUGGGCAGAGAGUGAGUGGGGGAAGGGCUGGUGGGUGAGAGCCAUGAUCUCCUUUCCCCCCUCGUCCUGGUUCUGCCCCGGGGGAGCCGCCGAGCCCUGGGUCCACUCCCCCCUUCCCCCUAGGGCAGCCUCCCACCCCUUCCACUUGCCACCCUGACCGAGCGGGGCUCACCCAAGUGCCUCAUUGCCCCACGCUGCACUGGUGCUGCUGCUGUUACUGCGCCAUGGGGGGUGGCCUGGGGCGCCCCGCUCCCCACGGCAGGCUGCUCCUGGGGGGUUGACAGAGCCUUUGGCAAUCCGCCGAGCCCCUUGGAGCUGGCACCAUCCUCCUGCAGGAGUCCUCACCUGCUGCACUGGUACGAUACGGGGCACCUGGGCACACCCCAGGGAAAGAUGCCGAGGUGGCACCCAAGAAGGUACGAUUCUGUGCUGCCCCACGCUCCCCCUGCCGCUCUCUGGGCACGGGACACACAGUGAUAAGUGACAGCCUGGGCAGGGGGGCUGGUGCCUCUCCCUGGCCCGGUACCUGCUGAGGAUCUCUCUGCUGCUGGCUCAUCAGCCAAACGCCUGGCAAGGUGGGCUCAGCACUGCAGGAGGAAGCUAAACUGUCACCCUGCAGGGCAGGGCCCAGCUGUCGCCCUGAGCUUUGACGUGGUGCCAGCAGCCCCCGUUAUUCUUUAUGGACAAGAGGGCGUUCUGGGGAAAAUCUGCCUUCCAGCAGCUAUGGUGUUAAAGCUGCUGGGGCCAAAUGGCUGAGCGACUCCCUGAGCACAAGGAGAAAGGGAGUCACUGCCAGUCCCCUCUGCGAGCCUCCCUGGCUGGGGGGAGCUGAGGCUGGGCAUGGGCGGGCGCCUGCUGCAGGCUCCACUGUCACUCGGGGCUGAAGUCUGCACCCCGGGAAUCCCGGCCAGGCUGCCAACGCCCCACCGCUGUCACUCG